UUAAUCUCCCGCUAUAAUGAAAUUAUUGAUAUUGCAUUGACUUUUGAGUUUCUGCUCAGGAUGAGGUGAAUAUUCUGCAUUUCCACAAAGCAUUAAUAAGUUGGAAUCUGUAACUCGAUGUUCUCGAUGACCCUGAUCAGUAGUUGCAACAGUCGAAGUUGUGCAGUGUAUAUUGGCACUGCCCAGAGACUAGAGAUAUUACACAUGGCAUGUCCUUCCUGGAAACCUAGACAGCUGGAACAAUGUGCUGACUUGGCUAUGACUUUAAAAGUUGGACUUUAAUUCAUAGAACAACUCCUUCCCUUUUAUAAAAUCCUUGCCUGUGCUUAUUCAACUUAUUUUAUUGAAACAUUUUGCCAGGAUGGCUGAGUGCAGCUCCAACCAAAGCUAACAAAAAAUCACAAAUGUCCAAUAUAAGCGAGGAACAGAAACUGAUGAUUUAAAGGAACAAGAGUCAAACGUAGCCACUAUAAACAAGCAUUGUAAAAACCUGUUUGUCUUUAAAUAUUACUGUUCAUGUGCUGUAUGCUGUUUUGUAGUUACUAUAUAGCCAGUAUGCAAAUCAAAUGAUGCUAUAUUGAUGUGAAAGUUGCCCAAAAAGCUGUAAAAAAAAAAAAAAAAAAAUGUAAUGGAAAUAUAAAGGUAAUGGAAAGGAAGAGCUAUGACUGUUGAAAAGUCAUCAAUCUUAAAAUCCUGUUGGAUAGCAUGGCUGUUUGGAGCUUCCACACUGAGUGUGUGCUGAAAAAGCAAAGCCUUCCAUUAAAUUGUUUCCUGAACCUUGGGAACAUCCCUGUGGGGGAAGAAAAAGAGACAAGGGCUUUUCUUUUACGUCAAAUGGCCUUAGAGAGUUGGCCCAGUUAAAGUUCGCUGCCACACAUGUCAAAGACGUUGUUUGCAAAGGCCAGAGUUUAAGUGGAGAUCUUUUCAGCUGCGCUUCUCCAGGCUGUGCUAAAGUGCUGGAAUCACUCCUGAAGUUAUGUGCUGUGAAGACCGCUGAAGACCCCCGCUCUCUUCAGACUGCAUUCAUAACACCUGUAGCCAACCAGACAGAAGGCAGCGAGAUGAAUUUGGCCUGCGCUCAGCUGUUCUUCGCUGCCGCCUUGUGGACACUGCCGUGCAUGACCGCAGCAGUGGCGGUGAGCGGGGCAACAGAGCUGCUUCAUCUCCAUGAGGUCUCCAUGGAGGCUGUACUGAGGAACAGCAGCGACACCAGCGCACCUCGAGCGCGGCGGAAACGCUUCAUCUCCAGCAAAGAUAUGACGGCAUUACUGGAUUAUCACAACCGCGUGCGCUCACAGGUCUUCCCACCUGCAGCAAAUAUGGAAUAUAUGGUGUGGGAUGAGAGACUGGCUAAAUCUGCAGAGUCCUGGGCCUCUCAGUGCAUAUGGGAUCAUGGACCGACUCAUGUUUUGCGGUCCACUGGACAGAAUCUGUCCAUUAUCUCUGGAAGAUACAGAUCGAUUGUUGAUCUGGUAAGAUCCUGGUAUGAUGAGAGACACUCUUUCUCCUACCCCAAUAGAUGCGAUGGCUCUGUCUGCACACACUACACUCAGAUGGUGUGGGCCACCAGCAAUAAGAUCGGAUGUGCUGUCAGAAGAUGUUCAAACAUAUAUGUGUUUGGGAGUACAUGGAAACAGGCCACCUUACUGGUUUGCAACUAUUCUAUCAAGGGGAACUGGGUAGGAGAGGCUCCAUAUAAGACAGGAAAACCGUGCUCUGCAUGUCCCUCAAGCUAUGGAGGAUCAUGCAGUAAAAACCAGUGUGACUCCAGAUCAAAAUCCAGAAGAAAUGCAAGUGGUUUCAGAGGAUUAAAAAAAUACCUUUAAAAAUCUCUAAAAAAUAAUUUUAUUUUAUUAAAAAUGUUAUAUAAUAGAAACCACUAAAAUGUAAAUUUCACAAUGCAAAUUAUUCCGUGGUCAUUUUAUAAAACUUAAGUGCUGUAAAAUGUCCAAUUAAUCAAAUGUGUAAAUUCUUCUUGUGUUUAUCAUCACCCCAUAGUUGUCAAUUUUUUUAUUACUUUAUUAAGUUGUUUAAUGUUCUCCAUUUGUUGUUCAAGGCUAUGGACUAUUUUGCACUGUUUUACUUAUAAUUUGUUUUUACUAAGUGGCAUCGCAGUGACAAUUCACAUCGGGAGUUAAGCACUUUCUUUUAUUAUUAAUAUUUUUUCUUUUUGUACAUGUAAUAAAUUGUCUUUAGGAAAA
Ctenopharyngodon idella (grass carp) is the source of this 2201-nucleotide messenger RNA. It is a transcript of the gene r3hdml, whose product is annotated as R3H domain containing-like. The record is from RefSeq and is a predicted model, not a curated record. NCBI's taxonomy places the organism in Eukaryota, Metazoa, Chordata, Actinopteri, Cypriniformes, Xenocyprididae. The transcript is spliced from 6 exons. Bases 1062 to 1826 code for a protein of 254 amino acids.